Ceraceosorus guamensis is the source of this 1426-nucleotide messenger RNA. RefSeq lists its product as hypothetical. The transcript has 5 exons. The record is from RefSeq and is a predicted model, not a curated record. Lineage: Eukaryota; Fungi; Basidiomycota; Exobasidiomycetes; Ceraceosorales; Ceraceosoraceae. Gene Ontology annotation, molecular function: ubiquitin-protein transferase activity. Gene Ontology annotation, biological process: DNA damage tolerance; double-strand break repair via homologous recombination. Gene Ontology annotation, cellular component: nucleus; Smc5-Smc6 complex. Bases 113 to 1282 code for a protein of 389 amino acids.
CCAAUCUGCCCUCAGCUCAAUUGGCAGACCAGCUGGAAAGUCAUUUCAAAGUGCUCAGCGGGUCAGAUCUGUGCUUGCUACCUUCGCGAGCAGAAGCACCACCACGCGCAAGAUGUUGAAGGUACUUCGCGCCGCCUUUCUCCAGGCUCUAGUUUCUCGUCGAAUAGUGAGCGAGUCGGAGUCCAAAGCCAUCUUUCUGCGCGUGUGCGCUGCUUGCGGACUAGAAGCGGACAGGGACGUGACUAGUCAAUACGAAGCGUUCAUCGAUGAAAUCAUGCAGCAUCUCGCUCCUUUAGGUUUGGAAUUGAGGAGCACGGUGGAUCAGACUAGGAGCGAGGGAGGUGGUGUGACGGUCAGAGCCAUCACUAACGCGAAGGACGACGAGCUCUCCAAAGUUGCUACUCCCUUCACGCCGCUAGAACUAUCAUACAUCAAGCGCGUAGUCAGUGGCAUCGUGACUGCGCCAGACGAAUGUUUCUGCGUCAGCACCAUCGAAGCUCUCCUCGUUGCGAGGAGGACCACACCGCCGUUGUCCAAACGCACAGCUGAAGCGUUGCUCGAUCGGGUGGUGGCGAGGGGCUGGUUCUUGCAAAGCGGGACUGGAUACUAUUCACUUGGCACCCGGGCUAUUCUGGAGCUGCAGACGUAUCUCAAAGCAGAAUUUCCGGAUCACAUGCUUCUGUGCAAAUCAUGCGACGAAAUCGUCACCGUUGGACUGUCAUGCUCAGUUCCAGGCUGCGACGCUAGGCUACAUCGCCAUUGCGAGCUACGAUCAUUUGGUCCGGCAAGGGCUGGCGCAAAUGCCGCCAAUUCAACGCGACAGUGUCCGUCUUGCAACAAGAGCUGGGAGCCGCUUCCAGUGGGAGAGGCGAGCAUUGGCAGCGGCCGCAAACCCGGUGGUCAGCGAUGGGGAGCUUCAGACGAUGAGCAGGAAGAGGAAGAGGAACAAGACGAGAUAGGUGAUGAGGACGACGGAAGGCCUGUGAGCAAAAGGGGAAGGAGCGCAGGAGCGAACAAACGUGCGCGCACGGGAACCGCACCGGUACGAAGCAGCAAACGGUCGCGCGGUUCUCGCGGAGUCGCGGUGGUAAAGGGCGAAGAGGACGCCAGCGACGAGGAGGAAGAGGAGGAGGAGGAAGAGGAGGAGGAGGAGGAGGAGGAGGGGGAGGAGGAGGAGGAAGAAGCAGAGCAAAGCGACGAGGACGAAGAAGCAGACGAAGAAGCAGACGAAGAAGAAGCCGAAGAUGCGCGAGAGGUCGCAAAUGAGCUCGAGGAAGCUUAGGCGGCUGUUGAAGCCGUACCAUCUUUGUCUGCUAUACCGCGCGAGCGUCGCACAUUCAGCGCAAAUUGUUACCAAGCUUCGGUUCUUACUUGUAAUUGUAGCAUCAAGUCUCGCGACAACUGUCAUUCCAUUGGCAUGAACCGG